GUUCGUUUCCGUUUCUAGAAAAGUAGGAAGUUUUCUGUUUAAUUCAGUUUUCAUCGCACAGGCAGCGACGCACGGCCACAAAAUGGACACAGAGAGGCCCACCAAGCUGGAGUUUGCAGUGCAGAUGACAUGCGAGAGCUGUGCAGAGAAAGUCAGUGCUGCUCUGGAAGGGAAACCAGGAGUGAAGAUUGUCAGCAUUGAUCUCAGUAGGGAAGAGGUGUUGGUGGAAUCGGCUCUGACCAGUGCCGAGGUGCAGGCUCUGAUAGAAAGCACCGGACGCAGGGCGGUGCUGAAGGGCAUCGGAGGAUCAGUGCAAGAUCUGGGUGCAGCGGUGGCCAUGCUGGAUGGUGUCGGAAAGAUCCAAGGGGUGGUGCGUUUCCUGCAGUUAUCGGAGGAGCGCUGCUUGAUAGAUGGGGCCGUUGAUGGGUUGGAGCCUGGACUCCACGGCCUCCACAUUCACACCCUGGGGGACCUCACGCAGGACUGCAGCAGUUGUGGAGAGCACUAUAACCCGUUUGGAAGACAGCACGGUGGACCAGGGGACUCUGAAAGGCAUGUAGGUGAUCUGGGAAAUAUUGUUGCCGGACCAGAUGGCAGAGCCUCAUUUAGACUAGAAGACAGUCAGCUAAAGGUAUGGGAUGUGAUUGGCCGAUCGCUGGUGGUGGAUGCAGGGGAGGACGACCUGGGCCGAGGCAGUCACCCUCUCUCCAAACAGACUGGGAACUCUGGGGAAAGGCUGGCAUGUGGGAUCAUCGCCCGAUCUGCGGGCCUUUUCCAAAAUCCCAAACAGAUAUGUGCGUGUGACGGGGUGACGCUGUGGGAGGAGAGAGACAGGCCGAUAGCUGGGAAAGGCCGAAACAAGACCAACGCAGAGACACCGGCAGCGCACCUGUGAACCUCGGACACAAACACUGAGCCAUCUCCAAGAGAAAUGCAGAGGAUGUUUGUCGACAGAGGGUCGGUGAGGCGACGAGCACUGAGGAAUGUGUUCACAGACAGCUGGAGGGAGAACCAAAGAAAAAUGGCCUUAUUUUCUUGAAAUUUUUCUGUGAUAAAAUCAAACGCUCCUGCAGUCGCAGUUAGUGUCCUCUGAGGGUUUUAAAUGCACUAAAGCAGAUUAAAACAGGCCGGGACUUUGUAAAAGUCCCCUCUGAUUAGCUAGAUGUCCAUUAAUGCUGUUAUAUGUUUGUAUAACCAGUCGCCUCUGACACAAUCGUCUCAUCACCAUCUAAAUUGAUGUACAUGUGAGAUCUGAGGUAUCCAUUUUGGCUGUGUGCUGGUAGGGAUAAAUCCCCUUCAAUUUGCUAUAAAAAAAAGUGUCUAAGCCUCCUAAAAACAGUGGUAGUAAAAAAAAAAAAACCUAUAACACUGCUCUCACAUCAGCUCACUCUCCCACCCAGGAAUAAACAUACACCCGUGGAUAUGUGGAAACAUUGUGGAGUAGUUUAGCUGAUUUGAAAAAAAAAGGUUGUGACUUGGUAUAAAAUCUAUCCACGUUUCAGUUUAGGAGAGAAUAUAACAAAUAGAAUAAAAUGUGUGAUGCUGAAAUCUGUCAUCUUACACCCUGGGUCAGUUGUAACUAUAAGUGUUGUGAGAUUGAAAAGACAUACAGGCUAGCUAGUUCACAAAGAGAAAAGUUGAAAGAAAUAGUUAUAACAGAUAAAUGAUUGAAACAUCUGCGACUGUCAGAAGUAUGAAUACAAGCUUGACCAAACUCAGAUGUGGACUCACCACAGCGCGUUAUCUUGAAUAAUAAAAGGGGAACAAUGAGAGAGCACUUAAUAAAAACGUGGGAUCCAUUAAGCUAAAAGUCAAAAGCACA
Seriola dumerili (greater amberjack) is the source of this 1822-nucleotide messenger RNA. It is a transcript of the gene ccs, whose product is annotated as copper chaperone for superoxide dismutase. Gene Ontology annotation, biological process: removal of superoxide radicals. The transcript is spliced from 8 exons. NCBI's taxonomy places the organism in Eukaryota, Metazoa, Chordata, Actinopteri, Carangiformes, Carangidae. Gene Ontology annotation, molecular function: copper ion binding. The record is from RefSeq and is a predicted model, not a curated record. Bases 83 to 895 code for a protein of 270 amino acids.